Molecule: messenger RNA, 2355 nt
Organism: Durusdinium trenchii
Lineage: Eukaryota; Dinophyceae; Suessiales; Symbiodiniaceae
Source: the annotation of a GenBank genome assembly
AGGUCGCUUCCCAGCUCUUGCUGAAGUACCUGGAGGAGAACGAUGCCAACUUCGUGGUGAACGGAGCGACCCCAGGUGCGGAUGCCACGAGUCUGAAGGACUUGUUGUUGCUCGCUUCCUGUCAAGGCGCUUUCGUGAUGCGAGGUUUCAGUCUGGGUCAAGAAGGUGCUACAGAAAGUGACAUCUUGUUGGGCAUGUCCAAGCGCUGCACCCCCGCCAGCAUUGUGGACACAGACACGGAACAGUCACUUCGAUUGAAAGUUGUAGUGAGGAAUUCGCAAUACAAGUCGUGCUUACAGUGGUCGGAUUGCGUGGCGACAGAUGGGGGUAAGUGCAUUUCUUCCGCUGCGCCGUGCUUCGAGAGCAAGAAACAACUCUUUGUCAUGGAGACUUUGGACACAGGCAGUUUCACUGCCUAUGACAAUGCAGAUGGUGCCGACCAGACAGUGGUGGGGAGCAAGUUCAACCUUUUCGCGGAUGACGCCAAGCAAGACCCGAUCCGGGCCUACUACUUUCAUCUUAACGAAGCUCAUUUGAUGGCAGAUUCUGGUGGUGCAGAAGAAUUCUACUAUGGCACGCACGAAGGUGAAGAAAGGAAACUCAUGGCAUACUUUGACGACGGUCCGACCGACAACUCAGUUGUAAGCAGGUGGUUGGCCUUAAAGCAGACAGGGCAGUUCGUGGUGGGUUGGACGCAGUUUGAGGCUGCCAGCAGUUUUACUGUGGAGCCCAUUGAAGCCUUCCAGUGGACUCUCGAUGAGUUGGCAGGCUUUUCUGAGGCGCACAUCGACUGUGGAAGUGGCCACGUGAUCCAAGACUUGAGGAAGACCGAGGUCGAACUCUUUUGGACCUGCUCCCAAGUAGCAGGCUUGGGUUCCUGUGUCGAGCUCACCUCCUCGGACGCUCAAGCAGAUUCCCUGGAAGCCUUGCGCUUUCUGAAAUUGGACUGCGGUGAGAACGCCGCCAUGCAGUCGUUGGAGUUCGAAUCCAAUUCCAUCAGCUAUUCACUGCGCUUGAAGGCCAAAUGUUGCAGUUUGGCCAAACUCCCUGUAGUGCUGAACGUCACGGAGGACUUCUCCAGUGAUUUCUAUGAUGGUGACUUGAUUCCUGUGGCUGCUUCUGAAGGGAUCUAUUGCCCCACAGGACUUGAUGAGUCGGGUCGACCUACCUUUGCACAAAGCUUCAGCUUCAAGCCAGAUGAGAGUCAACCGCAGAACACUUUGCAGUACAACCGCGCAGUUGGAGAGUGGUGCUUGGGAACUUCCUGUGUGGAAGCAGAUGUGGUGCAUCCACUGGAUCUUGGAGAGAGCGUCUUCGGCGAUCUUCAAGUGAUGCCUUUCUUCAACUUCGAUGCGAAGUUCGUCGGACAAGGCGUCGUUCCUUUGAGUCCGCCAGACUCGUCUGGCUCCGUGCAGCGUUGGCAGACACCUCCGAGGCUUCUCACCUUUGCAACAGAGGAUCCGGUCUACCACCCGGAGUGCAAAGACGAGGUGUACCCAGGGACCGGACAGAACGACGCGGACGAGCCCAGCUUUGAUCGGAAGCAGAUGAAUGAGGAGGCUCAGGGCUUGGACGUGGAAAACCCCUGUCACUACAUCUGGAGCACGCAGCAGGGUGAUGGCGCCAGCUGGGUUCCGAGGCCGACUGCGUUUACACGACCAGCGCCGUACAAGUUCGAUCCCAUCAAGUUGAUCACGCCAGAGGGCAGAGCUGAGGCGGUGGUGAAGACCAUCAAAGAUCGAUUGGGUGUGGAGUUUCACUUGUCGGAGCCUGAAUAUUCACAGGAGGAGCUGGCUUCUGGUGCGCCAGGUCAGGGCUUGACUUACCGGACCAUGCAAGAAUGCUCAAGCCGGGCAGGUAGCCGCAGUGGCGGCUACACCUCUGCGAAGAACAUGUGGGCUCUCCAGCAAGCGAUGAUCCAGGGUAGCCUCCAAUUAGUGCUCCAUGCGGUGACUUUCGCCGAUGGCGUCGCUGAUGCCUUCAGUUGGUUUGGCGCUCCGGCCAAGGUGGUGUCCGCAGGAGCGAAGUUCCUGGGGAAUUCGGCGCUCACCGCCACGAGCAUGGCCUUUGCGGCGAACAACCACAGGCUCGACAACGUCUACAACACCGCAGCCGGGGAGGAUUGCUCUCCACUGAUGCAAGGCUUGUCUAGGAUGUUUUGUGAUUUACACUGCAUCCGUAACGCCGUGAAGACGGGCGACGCCAGCAUUCUGAGUCAAUUGGAAACGGUGUCGGAGACCAUCUCGAACAACACCCGGCGCCUGUUUGAGUUCUACUUGAGCGAAGACCAGGGAGCAAGCUUGGUGCAGUCUCAAAGCGAGUUGGUGAAUGGCAUCGCCCACAGCUUGUUGGAGA